Debaryomyces fabryi is the source of this 1491-nucleotide messenger RNA. Its product is annotated as LLM class flavin-dependent oxidoreductase. NCBI's taxonomy places the organism in Eukaryota, Fungi, Ascomycota, Pichiomycetes, Serinales, Debaryomycetaceae. The transcript has a single exon. Bases 1 to 1491 code for a protein of 496 amino acids. Gene Ontology annotation, molecular function: oxidoreductase activity, acting on paired donors, with incorporation or reduction of molecular oxygen; monooxygenase activity. The record is from RefSeq and is a predicted model, not a curated record.
AUGACAAUAAAUUCCAAAGAACAAAAAACAAGAAAACCUCUUAUUAUCAAUGCAUUUGAUAUGGGUUGCAGUGGCUUGCAAGCGCCAGGCUUAUGGAAGCACCCUAAAGAUAGAUCUAAAACUUACAAUUCUAUUGAGUAUUGGACAAAUUUGGCCAAGCUAUUAGAGCGAGGAAAAUUUAAUGGUUUAUUUAUUGCUGAUGUAUUGGGUGGUUAUGAUGUCUACAAUGGCCCUAGCAAUAUCAAGGCUGCAGCUACGUCUGGUGCUCAAUGGCCUAUUAACGAACCGAGUGCUGUAGUAUCUGCCAUGGCCGCUGUUACCAAAAAUUUAGCGUUUGGCAUCACCUUCAGUACUAUUAGUGAAGCCCCAUAUCAUUUAACAAGAAGGUUAGCUACUUUAGACCACUUGACGAAUGGAAGAGUCGGAUGGAAUGUUGUUUCUUCGUACUUAGAUAGUGCUGCCCGUAAUUUAUUAAAUGGUGAAGAUUUGCCUCCGCACGAUGAAAGAUACGAGAGAACAGAAGAGUAUUUACAGGUUGUUUACGAGUUGUUAUUGUCAUCUUGGAGUGAUGAUGCUGUAAAAUUAGACAAAGAAAAAGGGAUUUAUUCUGAUCCAGAAAGAAUUAGACAGAUUGACUUCGAAGGUAAAUACUUCAAAGUUCCUGGUCCAAAUAUUACCGAUCCAACUCCCCAGAGGCUUCCUGUAAUUUUACAAGCUGGAACUUCUAAAGCUGGCAAGGCCUUUGCAGCUAAAAAUGCAGAAAUUGUCUUCAUAACCAAUUUCACGCCAGAGAGCCUUGCUGGGCAGAUCGCAGAUAUUAAAAGGCUUUCUGUUGAAGAACAUGGAAGAGAGGAAGAUGCCAUAAAAUUUGUUCAAUUAGUGACCACAGUUAUUGGGGAAACUCAUGAGGAAGCUGAAGAAAAAUAUAAAGAGUUAAGAAAAUAUGGUGAUUUAGAAGGUGCUCAAGCGUUAUUUAGUGGCUGGACGGGCAUUGACAUAGGCCAAUUUAAUCCUGAAGACGAGUUAAAAGAUGUUGGUAGUAAUGCAGUCCGUGGAUUCAUUGAUAAUUGGACAAAAUUAUCGCCAGGUGAUCCUGCUGAUCUUAAAAAGACUAGAGAGUAUGUGGCUAGUCAAAUUACGGUUGGUGGAUUAGGCCCUGUUUUUUAUGGGACACCUGAUGAAGUUGCUGAUGAAAUAGAACGAUGGGUAGAUAUUUCAGGAGUUGAUGGAUUCAAUUUCACGUAUGCCAUUACUCCCGGUACUUUUGAAGAUAUUGUUGAUCAUUUGAUUCCUGUUUUAAGAAAGCGUGGUUUGGCCUGGGAUGACUACCCUCGCGAUGGUUUAACAUUCCGAGAAAAUGUGUUUGGUGCAGAAGGCGAUGAUCCAAGUUUUGUAAGGCCUUCACACCCUGCCUAUGACCUUAGAUGGAGAUCUGGCGUCUCUAAAGAAGACUUUGAAAAAAAAUUAGAAGACCUUAAGAAUACUAAAUAA